Oxyura jamaicensis (ruddy duck) is the source of this 2407-nucleotide messenger RNA. RefSeq names its product Jun dimerization protein 2 (gene JDP2). The coding region runs from base 944 to 1435 and encodes 163 amino acids. Gene Ontology annotation, biological process: regulation of transcription by RNA polymerase II. The transcript is spliced from 3 exons. Lineage: Eukaryota; Metazoa; Chordata; Aves; Anseriformes; Anatidae. The record is from RefSeq and is a predicted model, not a curated record. Gene Ontology annotation, molecular function: RNA polymerase II cis-regulatory region sequence-specific DNA binding; DNA-binding transcription factor activity, RNA polymerase II-specific. Gene Ontology annotation, cellular component: nucleus.
GGUGGGGGAAUGGUGGCUGCGUGGACAGAAGGUGACACUGCGUGUUGUAACUGGGUCACUAGAGAGUGUCCCAGGCCUGUUACGCAAGCAGAGACAUGCUUAUGUGGUAGCCAACAGCCACCUGCUCCCUCUGCUUUUUGGCUGAUAGGACAGCUCCAGCUCUACAGGCUUCUCAGUUUAGGUCUAAUUUUAUUUCUGUAUCUCUUAGCCAGUUGUUCUGCACAUUUCCUGGUAACUCCCUUUCUUCUGCCUAUGAGUGACUUGCCAAAGCUUGUCCCAGUCCUAUUCUCUCUCAAGCUCAAUUUUUUUUUCUCUCCUGGUAGAAGCAGCCUUUUGCACAUUGCUCCGCUUCCCCUCCCCUCCAGCCUUUGUUUCCUUGUGUUUGUGCUGGGAGAUGUUUGUUCAGUGGCAGGUUUCUCCCUCAGCAGCUUUUCAUUGUUUUAUCCUCAGUCCCGGUGUGCUGUGCCCUGACCCCGGUCAGCAGGCUCAGCCUGCCCAGCAGGCAGCCAGCCUGAGGCACGGUGCGGUCCUCACAAUGCUAUUUUCUUCUCGUCCUAAUACCUACAUUAAUCAAAACGCAGCAAGAGCAACCCUUGAUCUUCGGCACUCCAGAGAAAGGUGUGCCAAGACCAACUGCCCAUGGGACCACAUCACUGUUGAUCCUGUAAGUCACUGCACCAAGCUCCUGGUUCUCUGGUGCUGUGCCUCCCAGCUCUCUCCUUCUUCCUGACCUACAGGCCGGUAGGGUGUCCUUCCUAGCAGGAUCUGUAUAUUUUGGUUUCUGUCACCCAACCUCUGCUCAGUCCUCGCCUUCGCUAUUCCCUGGGAAGAGCGGCAGCUUUCUUUGGGCCUGUGGUGUCAGCUGGGUUUGUGCCAUGUUGCAAGCGGGGUGGUAACGGGCCGUGUCUCUCUCUCUGCAGCCUGCGGAGCUGUGUCCCCUGCUAUGAUGCCAGGGCAGAUCCCCGACCCGUCGCUGACGGCUGGCGCGCUGCCUGGGCUUGGCCCCUUGACGGGACUGCCUGGCACCGCCCUGACCGCCGAGGAGCUGAAGUACGCCGACAUCCGCAACAUCGGGGCCAUGAUCUCGCCGCUCCACUUCCUGGAGGUGAAGCUUGGGAAGAGGCCCCAGCCCGUGAAAAGUGAGCUUGAUGAGGAAGAGGAGAGGAGGAAAAGGCGCCGGGAGAAAAACAAAGUAGCAGCAGCGCGAUGUCGUAACAAGAAGAAGGAGAGGACAGAGUUCCUGCAGCGGGAGUCUGAGCGUCUGGAGCUCAUGAACGCGGAGCUGAAGGCCCAGAUAGAAGAGCUGAAACAAGAGAGGCAGCAGCUGAUCCUGAUGCUGAACCGGCACCGUCCGACCUGCAUCGUGCGGACAGACAGCAUCAAGACGCCCGAGAGCGAAGCCAACCCGCUGCUGGAGCAGCUAGAGAAGAAGUGAAGGUGGCACUGGGCCAGGAGGAGGAGACAGUGGCGCAGGGUCUUCCAGGGUCUCUAAUGUAUGUACUGUAUGAAGAACUGUGCACCGAGGCCUGGUGCAUCCAGGACCCAGUGGGCUUCCUUGGGAACUAUGGACCAAACAAAUUUGGGGGCAGAGAAGAUUGGGAACCUGUCAACCAUCUACUCUGAGGCUUAACCCGGGAGCAGGGCUAGCGGCGUGGGCGAGGGUAACCUCUCUGUGAUACCUCAUCGCGGCCCUUCGGCCUGCUUGUGGCCCCGGGGACCUACGGCACAGCAGCACGUCCUGUGAGGAGGAGGAGGAGAGGAGGAUGAACGGGAGGAGUCCUGCUUCGCCCUCUCUCUUCCCCACAGCCCCUCAGCGUGCCGGUGGGGAGCGGGGCCCGCAGGUGGGAGGGACGGCGGUGGGGCAGCGGAGCAGUGCCUGCAGCACUCCUGCCUCGCCGUGUGCCAGAGCCGUCCCCGGAGGCCGCCGCCGCUCCUGGCGCACACUCCGCAUGGAAACCCCAACCGAAGAACCGCAAACACUUGACGCGGCCCCGUCGGGUGGGCAGGCCUGUCGGGGCUCGGUGGCGCAGGCGCCCCCCACAAGCACACUCUCAGUAUAAUGUUUACAGCCCAGCUGUCCGCGUCGGCCGUGCUUUUGAAUGCACAUUUUUACACUUUUUUAAGAUAUUUUUUACAAAGUUUUUUAUACAGCGAUCUCUAUAUGGAUUUAUAUAAUCACUAGAUGUGAUCCCAUAGAAAUGUAUGUUAUGAUGGUCUGUUUGUUACAAAUGCAUAUGCCACAGUUAUCUCCAUUGUGUUACUUGUCCGGCGGCGUCCGGCUCCUUCCGCCAGCAUGCUGGGAAGGGGGUCCAGCAGCCCUUCGCAGGGGCGUCGCUGCCGUCUCCAUCCAUGUAUGUCCUUCAUAAUACUCAGUUCUGUAUCUCUCAGUAAAUGUUACCUUUACAUA